AUGUUUGACUGCCGGGCAUUUAGUCUAUUGGAGACCGUGCCCGGCUGCCAGGCAUUUAGUCACAGGAGUGCAGUUCAAGUCGUUGCUGUGAGACAUAACCGCAGAAGAGAGAUUUCGCCAUUCUGGCUGGCUAUUCUCUUAAAAGACGUUCAAUUAGAAGUAGAUGGAGGCAAUUUUUUACGAAAGAAGGUGCAAUUUCAGUGGCUGAACUGGACAAGUGACCCUCUUACGUAUACUCCCGGCGAUGUCUGUGAUCGGAACUCACCCAACUGCAUUCUAACCCGAGUUUUGGGAUUCACUGCCAAGGGUUCAAGCAUCACUCUAACGUCUGAGGAGGACAACAGGCUCUCCAGGCUUGCUAAUGGUGACCUUUACGACGAAGAUGUUGGAGAUGAUGAGGAUCAAAAUCCGGCGGAUGAGAAAGCAGCUGGGGAGAGUGAAAGGGAAGUGUCGCUUCCAAGAUUAGGAGUGAGCUUAUCAGGGCGAUGGACCACACGUUUCCAAUUAUGA
Messenger RNA from Pocillopora verrucosa, 510 nucleotides. Lineage: Eukaryota; Metazoa; Cnidaria; Anthozoa; Scleractinia; Pocilloporidae. The record is from RefSeq and is a predicted model, not a curated record.